AUGGUGAGUGCAACGGCGACGUUGCACAGAAGCGGCAGUGCAGGCGUUUUCGAGCGUCUCGGCGGUGAGUCGCGCAUCGGAGUGACGAUGCUCGGCAAGCGCGUGCGCCAGUGGGCCGAGGGUGCGGGCCUGGUGCUGCACCCCUCCAGCUCUGCGUGGCACGCGCUGCUGGCGUACUCGACGGAGCCCCUUAGGCACGAGCGGCUGUGGCGGCAAACGUGUGCCAAGGGCCGCUACCGGUUGUCAUUGCUCGCGCGCGCCAGGGUCGGCGACACCACUCACUCUGCCAACACGGUGCAAGAGCACAAGGCUGCUCAUCGGCCAUCGCAUGCUGAUCCGCGCCAAGAAGCCACGACUCAUGGGCAGCGGGGUCCUGCGAGGCGACGCUCCUUACCUUCGGCCACCCCUGGCGGUCUGAGCGCCUACCGCCGCCAGCAGGAGUACACGCGGCGGUGUCGGUGGCAGCUGUGGCACUUUUUCGAGCAGGGCAGACGCUACCUGACGAGUGUGUGGCGUGUGUCGCCCCUCCUUGACUGUCAGCGACGCCACGCCGUCCGCUACUGUGGCAAUAUCGAGUGCAGAACAACCUCUCCUGCAUCGUCGAUGUCACGCAUCUUCGAUGGCCGCUACGUGGUCCCGAGUGCGGCGAGUAUCGACGCCGCGCAAGAGGAGCACAGAGCACUGGAGAAGCGGGUAAACGUCCUGCUGCGUCUUCUGCGGCAAGAAAGCGGCCCCUCUGCGCCGACGAGCGCGGUGCGUUCUCGCAGCCAUGAAGGUGCUGUCAACGGAGCUGGAAUGGCCGCUUGCGGAGCGGGGGACAUGGCCGGCAGCACUGUCUGGGACCCGGAUGGAGAGGGGGCGGAGGAUGAGGAAGAGGCAAACGUGUACCACUCGGUAAGCCAGUUGCGGGGCAUCAGUGAGGCUGUGGCGGCUACGCAGCCAUACCUCGACGUGCGCGUCGAUGAGACGACGGGCCUCAUGCAUUUGAGCCUUUACGUCAACGGAGAUGCCGGCGGUAACGGUGCGGAAUUCGCCGACAGCAGCGUCGCCGGGUGCAUCGACAACCACCGCUGGGUGAUCCUGAAGGGCCUGUGGGCGCUACAGGUGCUUGUGUUCUGCUUCCAUCGAGAGGAGGAGCUGCCGUCAUCGACUGAAAAGCAUGUCGACGCGCACCUCAAGAGACAGGGCGGGUAUGACGAGCAGACGGAGCAAAAUGUGAGCCGCCGCAGCCGGAUAGUCGACGGACUGGUGGUCAAAGGCGUGGCGUUCGCCAAGGUGAAGACGGGGCACACUUUAGCGACAGCGCAGGACACCUUUGCAUGCACUCGCUGCGGACAAACGCGGCGUCGUCAUAAUGAAGUGUAUAUUUCGAAGAAGACAGGUCGUAUUGUAUGCGGCAUGUACUACUGCGUUGUGUGCCUGGCUCGCACGCACCACGUCCGUCUUCCACCCAUGAAGAACAUGCCGCCGGGUCUGCUCGGCGAGAGAGGGGCUUCCGUGGCGAAUGUUAGUUGGUUGCACACAUUGCGUGACGUCUCUUCCGCUCGAUCUGGCGCCUCGCCGUCGCAGUUUUCGAACACAGGCUUGUCAGACCUGCUUCCGUCGGCCUACGCGCAUCAGUGCAGCAUGAGCUCCGCUUGCGCUGCCGACGCACUGCAGUUACCGGAUGAGGCGGCGGCCACCGCGAUGCGAGAGUGGACCCGUGCUGCGGCUGCUGCCCCGCCUCCUGAGUGGCACCCCGGCGGUAAGGUGGACAGUGAUGAGCUCUUUGGUGGGACGCGCGGGUUGGGCUGCCCGCCUCCGCGACCUCGCAUGUAG
Leishmania major strain Friedlin is the source of this 1818-nucleotide messenger RNA. RefSeq lists its product as hypothetical. Lineage: Eukaryota; Euglenozoa; Kinetoplastea; Trypanosomatida; Trypanosomatidae. The record is from RefSeq and is a predicted model, not a curated record. The transcript has a single exon. The coding region runs from base 1 to 1818 and encodes 605 amino acids.